UAAUCUCAUAUUUUGCGUUUGAAUAGAAACUGCAUCGAAAAUUGACAAACGCGCGGACAAUUCAAAAUUGUGUCUAGCCUCUCUCAAUGAUAAUGUCUGGAUUAAAGCAUCAGAAACGAGCUUUUGCGCAGCUCGGAGUUACUGCGAAGAGAAUGUAAGCGUCUCAGUGAUCUCGUCCUCGUCGUGGGAAUUCGGCCACCAGUUGCAAGCUUCACGGCUGCGAGAACGGUUGGGCGGGAGGUUUGUCGAAAGUCUCAGAUUAAGAGGCCUAAAGGAAAAUAUCUUUCUUAAACAUAAUACAUGUAAAUCAAAAUGAAAUUUUGAUUUAGUAAAGUACUUUCAAUCUUCUAUCAAAAAAAUCAGUUCGUGAUUGACUCAUAUUACACCAAAAGCUUAAUUUUAGUGAUAUAACUCAUACUCAAGUUGUACGAUUAUUUUUGCCGCCUCUUAUUAAAACAAAAAGAAAAAGAAAUGGAUUAAUAAUAAAAAAAUAAUAAUAAUAAUAAUAAUAAUAUGACAUCCUUGAGCAGAAUUGCGCACUUGACGAAUUCAAUGAUGACGACAAUCAUGAAAAUUCGCGCAUUUAAAAUUUAAUUUAAUCUAACACCGGGGAGGGUGAAUAUUUACGCGCGUAUAUCGCACAUUCGUCUGCACGGGCCGCUUUAAAUGUGCAAAGAGACGAGUAUUGCGAGAUCGAAUCUACCUCUUGGGUGGUAAAUUCGAGAGAUUCGGAGAGUUUACGGAAACGAUACUCAGCGGAUCAGCGAUGUUGCGAAGAAAGUAAAGUGCGCGAGAAAAGCGACGUCGUGCCGUUGAUGAUACACUCGACACGCAGAAGGAAGCCAAUUUGGAUUGCGGCCAAGUCUAAGAAAAUCUCUGCAAACAUGGAGGAAGAAGAGAGUCUCGGCGAUGCUACCGGCGACGAUGCUGGCGUUAAAGAACUUCAGGAACUUCGUGACAAAUACGAAGGAAAGCUGACAGCGUCUCUUUACACGGGAACACUCUGUGUUGCCGCUGUCGCUUCGCUCAUCGCUCUAGGUGCUCUCUGCUUCACUGAUUAUCAUGAAUUAUCCAAUAUGAUCGAUCUGAUACCAGUAUCAGCAUUGACGAGCAUGCUCAUCGUCUCUUUAACGCUUUUGGUGAUCACGCAAUUACCUUCAACUAUGAUAUCUAAACGAUCCAGGAUUUUAAUAGGUUUAACGUCCUCCGUCAUCCUUGGUCUAGGAAUUUUAAUAUUAAGAAAUGUCAUAUCCUUGUUUGUCUGCAUCCUAUCAAUAAUUGCCAUUCUGCCUAAAAUGAAAUGGCAAAUACCGCUUAUCAUUGGCUGCAUCCUAGCCCUUGCGCACAUUUUGAGAAGACUUAUUCGCCUUACUUUCGAGGAUUUAACAAACCAUUAUGAUACGAUCCAGAUCGCUGCGGAGAUCAUAUUUCUUCUGGUUGCUAUCCUCGCAGGCAUGUACUAUAGGAUCUUGACAAUGGCAGCCCAUCGCAAAACAUUUUCCGGCACGAAAACGGUGAUCGAGUCACGAAUUAAGCUUGAAUGCGAGAGGGAGCAGCAGGAGCAAUUAUUGCUCAGCGUUAUUCCAGCCUACAUCGCGGCAGAGGUGAAGAGAAGUAUAAUGCUAAAAAUGGCGGAUGCUUGUCAAGAAGCUAAUAAACACAAGCAAACCACGUUUCAAGAAAUGUAUGUACAACGACAUAAUAACGUAAGCAUUCUCUAUGCGGACAUUGUCAACUUUACACCGCUAUCGGAACAGCUUUCAGCUUCCGAUCUUGUGAAAACGCUCAACGAGCUCUUCGGCAAAUUUGAUCAAAUAGCACAGGAUAAUCAGUGCAUGAGGAUUAAAAUUUUAGGCGACUGCUACUAUUGUGUUUCUGGGCUUCCAGUAUCCCGUCCAAAUCAUGCCUAUAACUGUGUGAACAUGGGACUCCAAAUGAUCGAUGCCAUCAGAUUUGUUCGCGAGGCCACUGGCUUCAACGUCGACAUGAGGAUAGGAAUUCACACGGGGAACGUGCUGUGCGGAGUUCUUGGCUUGCGGAAAUGGCAAUUCGACGUGUGGAGCGACGACGUCACCCUGGCCAAUCACAUGGAGAGUGGCGGUCUGCCAGGGAGAGUUCAUAUAACAAAGGCUACUCUGCUGCAACUGGGCGAUCGGUUUGAGGUUGAACCAGGCGAUGGAGGAUCUCGAGACGGUUACCUUGCACAGCACAAAAUAGAAACUUUUCUUAUCGUGCCAUCCAAAAAGAAAAAUCGAGAGGAAACUGGAAUGGAAAAUGGUGGAAAUCAUAUAAAAGGACCUGUACCUUCCAGGUCCAGGCCCAGUAGUAAAAUGACAAAAUACGUGGAAUGUUGGGGCGCAGACAAACCUUUCGCCAAUAUAGCGGAAGCAACGUUAGCAAAGAAUAUUGGCCUAACAAGCAUCGCAAUGAUUGAGUCGAAUCUAUUGGCGAACAAUACCAACUGCUUUAACAUACAACACUGGUGCGGCAGAACUGAAGGAAUUUCGCCUUUUACUUAUUGGUUCAAGGACAAAAAUCAAGAACAGCUGUAUCGUGAGCAGAGGGAUGAACAAUAUCCUUGGUACGUUGUGGCCUCUAAUGUGAUUUAUGCAAUGAUGUUCUGCAUUCAAAUUAUCUAUUUACCAAGAAGCAUCAUAGUUUACGGUUGCUUUGCAGCUGGAUUAGCAUCCCUGAUUAUAUUUGCCAUGAUUUCUUGGUACAAUGGAAAGACCGACACUGAUAAUAUUGAAGAAAUAACGAAUCAAAUCGCAUUUAGCCGUGGUAUUCGCAUAACAGUAUAUUUGAUAACGGCACUAUUAGCCAUCGCAUCAUCAGUCAUCAGUCUGGUCGAAGUUGAUCAGAUUACUGGAUACAAUAUCGUACCUGUGUACAUAUAUUCUCCAGUCAUAGCAUUAAUAGUUGGUUGGGCACAUCUGAGAGUUGAUUUUUUGCUGAAGUUAAGCGUAAUGCUCCUAUCCAUUGUUGUAAUACUCGUCAUUUUCUCUCAAGCACCAGUAAUCCAACUGUAUUACGAAAGCUCUGGCGCAAAAUUUUACAGCGUCCAUUAUCUGAUGCAAAUUGGAUAUUUACUGCUACUCGUCAGUCUGAUACUUCACGUUCUUGACCGACAAGUAGAAUAUUCAUCCAGGACGGAUAUUCUGUGGAAGAGCAAGCUCAGAGUCGAGCAGGACGAAGUGGAAACCAUGAGAGGCAUCAACAAGAUUCUCUUAGAAAACAUUCUUCCAGCGCAUGUAGCUGAUCACUUUUUAGCUACAAGAACUACACAGGAACUCUAUCACGAAAGAUAUAGCAGUAUCGCUGUAAUGUUUGCGUCGAUUCCGAAUUACAAGGAAUUUUAUGACGAGACCGACAUAAACAAGCAAGGUCUCGAGUGUCUACGUCUACUUAAUGAGAUUAUUUGUGAUUUCGACAAACUCUUACUCAAACCGAAAUUCUCGGGAAUCGAAAAAAUUAAGACGAUAGGUAGUACUUACAUGCUGGCAUCUGGCCUAAGUCCAGGAAAGGAAGAUGGUGAUGGCAAGGAUCCAUUAAAACAACAAGAUCAUAAUGUAAUUGUACUCGUCGAGUUUGCCAUUGCACUUAUGACAAUUCUGGAUCAGAUCAACAGAGAUUCUUUUCAAAGAUUCAAGUUGAGAAUGGGCUUAAAUCACGGUCCGGUAAUAGCGGGAGUCGUAGGAGCUCAAAAACCGCAAUAUGACAUUUGGGGAAAUACCGUGAACGUUGCUUCCAGAAUGGAUAGUUGCGGUGAAAUGGGAAAGCUUCAAGUCACCGAGGACACUGCCAAGAUCCUCAUCGACGCCGGAUAUGAGCUUAUUUGCCGAGGACCGACGUACGUGAAGGGCAAGGGAACUCUCAUCACGUAUUUCGUGAAGACACCUCUUGACGAUAAAGGGGAUAAUUAUUAACAAUAAGACAUUCGUCGAAGAGAUUUAAAUAAUCAAAUUUUAUCUCGCAAUUAAGAAAAAUUUACCUCACUGGCAUGAUUGAUCCUCAUAAGUUUGAAUGUAUAUGAAUAUCCAAUGAAAAAAUAACGGUAACAUGAAAAAUUGCAAAAAA
Molecule: messenger RNA, 4077 nt
Organism: Pogonomyrmex barbatus (red harvester ant)
Lineage: Eukaryota; Metazoa; Arthropoda; Insecta; Hymenoptera; Formicidae
Gene: Adcy2
Product: adenylate cyclase type 2 Ac76E
Biological process (GO): adenylate cyclase-inhibiting G protein-coupled receptor signaling pathway; adenylate cyclase-activating G protein-coupled receptor signaling pathway; intracellular signal transduction
Cellular component (GO): plasma membrane
Molecular function (GO): adenylate cyclase activity
Source: RefSeq, a predicted model, not a curated record